AUGUAUUGGAUCUUGUUGUUACAAGUUGUCCUUUUAAUAAAUAGAUCAACAGCAUGUACAACACCAACAUUUUCAAACUUAACUGUGCAAUCGAAUUUCAGUUUACAUAAUUUUCUUGGUAUAUGGUAUGAAAUCAAAGCAUAUAUAAAUGAAACAAACACUGGAUUUGAUGUAUGGCAUGAUUUUUCACAAUCAUUUCAACUAGAGACUAAUUCUAGCGAACGUCUUCUUGUUUAUGGUAAAGCACGAUUAACGCAAGAAGACCAAUGUUUUUCAUUUGGUCCAUGGUUAUUAAUUGCAAAUGAUAGUGCUAAAAUGAUUCAAGUUGAAAAAAACGAACUUACUUAUACUACCGAUCUCUAUUGGCCAUACUAUAUUUUGAAAACGGACUAUAAUCAUUACGCAUUAAUUUAUAGAUGUAAGACAAAGAAUUAUAGACUUAAUGAUCCAUGUGAUGAUCCAACUGUAUGGGUAUUUAGUCGUACAAGAUCGUUAUCAAAUGAAUAUGCAAAAGAACUUGAUACUUAUAUUGAAAAUAUAUUAUGUAUGAAUGUAACUAAUUUUGAAAUAAUUUCACAUCGAGAAAAAUCCUGUUAUAUGAACUCUGUAUUAAAUUUAAAAUUCUAUUUAACGAAUAUUAUUCUUUGUUUAAUUUUACUUGUUUUUGUAUAA
Molecule: messenger RNA, 672 nt
Organism: Adineta steineri
Lineage: Eukaryota; Metazoa; Rotifera; Eurotatoria; Adinetida; Adinetidae
Source: the annotation of a GenBank genome assembly